AUGCUUGUAAGGUCUACCGUAGCCACUGCAAACAAGGCAAAUGAACGCAUCUCGCUAAGACAGCCACAUGAAGACGAGGACGACGAUCUGCCUAUGCUCGAGUGCAAUCGCGCGUCUUAUGGCACACCUCACGAGCCAAAUAUGCUUCUAUCGACAGUAAAUGAGCCUAUCGACGGCGAAUUAGAAGGUCAAAUGCACGUGUGGGUGUACGAAGCCCGUCAGCUUACGGCGCCUUGCGCGAUGACUGAUGCAGUGUAUGAUCAAUACCGUUUUUGCAUACGGUGUACCCUAUUUGGAGCGAUGCAACAAUCUUCAUGCAACAAUAAAGGAAACAAAAGUAAUCCGGUGUGGCGUCAAGCGGAAAAUGAAAGUCGCGAUGGUACAUGUGGUCACUUUGUUUGGACGUUCGGGUCGACAGAGAACGGGGUAGGAAAAGGGAGGAGUAUUACAGGCGAUAUCAGUGCAUGCGAGCUAAACAUCGAGAUUAUCUGUGGCGAAAGUGUAGUCACAUCAGCAAUUGUACCAUUACAAGAGUUUUUACUGGCCUCAAAGAAUAAUGUUAGUGGCGUUAGUCGACUUGGAUCGCACUGGUUGCCACUUGCUCGAAAUACCGGUCUACUAAAUAUUUCACUUGAAUUUGCGUCACGACACACACGUACCAUUAUGUUCCAUGGUACAGGUGCCACAUCUUCUCACACAGACAUGGUAGUAUAUCCACGAAAGAAUCGCACUGUGCCACGGCACACUCAAGAAAGCACCAAGGUACAAUCUUCAAACGAUAUUGUUGUGUCGAAAACGGGUGGAGUGACGUUGUACAUUCCUACUCACGAAAAGAAAAGCACGAAUACAAAAGAUCAGAGUUUGAAGGCUCGACCUGAAGCACGUAAAACAUCGGCGACCAUGUCCGAUGAUCAAUUGGAAAAGCAACUUCAAGAUUUGUAUAAUUUUGGUAUAUCAAAUAAAGUACCCGAACGUCGCGAUUCGGACACUAUAAGUGUCACGUCCGACUAUUCGUGCGAUCACUCAAAUUUGUCGCGCUACAGUCGUCAACCCAGUACAUGCGCUAGUGACGUACUAGUGUAUAAUGAGCUCAUUCAAGAUAUGGAGAGUGUUCUCAAAUGUACCAACGACUCGUCAUCUCGUAAGGACAAAAAUUCGGCGUUCUCAAAAUUUCACAUGAAAUCUCGUCGAUCGAGUCGACGCCCACUGAAUCUGACGAAACCAUUCGAUCGCAUUCAAUCUUUAUGGCAAGGAGCAAAACAUCGUGGUAGCAAUGCAAGUAACUCGUCUAUUGAGCAUCAUUCGAGGAGGAAGAGAGAUAGUUGUGUCAGCAGUACUAUAUCCAGUCCAAUACCAGCUUCUCCGAUCAAUGAAGGAGGAAUUAUCCUUUUUGGGUCUCAAAAUCUACCUAGCCAAGUACCACUUCAACGUUCGACAUCACGUGAUCACGUACAUGAAACAGCGACAAGAGCUGAACGAAAUGCAGCAGCUGGACAACGACGGCGAUCACUUCCAGUGAAUACCUUUUCGCUCGAAUAUCGACAGGAAAUGCUACAGCAGCACCAGCGAAAACGUGCACAGCGAAAACAAAUCGAAGCGCAAUUACUGAAAUCGACUCUUUUAUCAAACGCCGAUCCUCUUUUACUGCAUCGAAGUGAGUCACUUCACUCUUUGACAGAUAUGUACCUGUCUAAAACUGGCGAUGUGCACAGUGUUCAAGUCACGAUGCCAGCUAUUGAUUCGGCUUCGAAUCGAUCACUUCAAAAGUCAUCAACGAGUCGAACGUCAGCUCGACGUCAUUCAGGCAGCAACGUCGUUUAUAUCAAUGGAGCACCAUUAUGUAUUGGCAAGAUCAUUCACUUGGGUACUGAACCAGGUGUUGUGCGAUACAUUGGAACCACACGAUUUGCCACUGGUACAUGGGUCGGUAUUGAGCUUUGUAAACCAAAAGGCAAGAACAAUGGCACAGUGGAUGGACAUCGGUAUUUUAGCUGUGCUCCAGACCAUGGAAUUUUCAUCCGUGCGAGUCGAUUAGAGCUCUCAGCGCAAUAA
Plasmopara halstedii is the source of this 2052-nucleotide messenger RNA. Its product is annotated as Cytoskeleton-associated protein and related proteins. Gene Ontology annotation, cellular component: cell tip; spindle; microtubule associated complex. The transcript has a single exon. Gene Ontology annotation, biological process: nuclear migration involved in conjugation with cellular fusion; establishment of mitotic spindle orientation. Bases 1 to 2052 code for a protein of 683 amino acids. Lineage: Eukaryota; Oomycota; Peronosporomycetes; Peronosporales; Peronosporaceae. The record is from RefSeq and is a predicted model, not a curated record.